AUGUUUAAAUCAUUUACUUCCAAGGGUUCAAAGUCAUUGACUUCCUCGAGUGAAUCUGGACCACUGCUAGACAAUUCUCGUCCUAAAUCUCAGGUUCUUGCUUCCCCAAUAUAUACUGCAUUCUCCUUUGAUGAAAAUCCAAUUGAAAAUAUGCCGGUGAUCGGAGUUCAAUAUUCUAAAACUUCAUCGAAACCAAUUUAUGAAGGUGCAAACGGUAUUAUUUUCAAAGGAACCGAUGCGUCUCAUACUGAAUCAUUGGUUUUAAAACGUGUCAAGAAAAAGACAGACCAAACUUUGCCAGAUUAUAAAAGGGAAGUCUUGCGUGAAUAUAACAACAUGAAAAUGUGUAGCCAUAAAAAUAUCAUCCCCGUGAUUGAUCUUUGUGCAAUUUCGGAAACCACCGAUAUGGCAUUGAUUUUACCAUAUUAUCCAAAGGGUGAUUUGUUGGAUUAUCUAUCCAAAUUAAGAAGAUUCAAAAUCGAACUAUCAGCAAGUAUGAAGGAUGCUAUUUUCAAGCAGAUUUUAAAAGGUAUCAGUUACCUUCAUCGUAAAGGAAUUGUUCAUCGUGAUUUAAAACCUGAAAACUUCAUGAUUGAUUCCGACGGGGUGUUAAAAAUAUCCGAUUUUGGAUAUAGUUUGAAUAUCACUUCCGAUUCUUACAAAGAACACUUGAAGGCUAAUCCUCAUGAGUUGUAUUGCGGAACAAACAGUUUCAAAGCACCGGAAUUAUUUCAAAUUGAACAUCAAAUCAAGGAAGAUAAAUUCAACUAUGAUGAAUAUUUUCAAGAGUCCGCAGAAAAAUUCAAAUACCUUGAUUAUUGGGCCUUGGGAAUCAUAUAUUUCACAAUUUUUUUAAUGAAAUGUCCAUGGAGUACAGCAAGUAAUCUGGAUAUGGCAUUUAAUAAUUAUAAGAAACAUUUCCCGAAUUUGCCAUCUAAAAUGAGUCAAGUAUUGGUUGAUUUAAAUAGCAAGAAUAAUUCGUUUACAUCAAAUCCAGCAUUGGCAUUAUUUAAAAGUUUGCAUUAUGAUUCGAGGGAAUCCAUUCUAGGGUUAUUAAAUCCUCAAGCAGAUAAGAGAUCAACUCCAGAUGAUUUACUAAACACCAAUUGGUUAUCUCAAGUUUAUGCUGAUCCUAAAGAAUUAGUCAAAUUAUUGAAAUGA
Messenger RNA from Candida tropicalis MYA-3404, 1161 nucleotides. RefSeq lists its product as uncharacterized. The transcript has a single exon. Lineage: Eukaryota; Fungi; Ascomycota; Pichiomycetes; Serinales; Debaryomycetaceae. Gene Ontology annotation, biological process: protein phosphorylation; intracellular signal transduction. The coding region runs from base 1 to 1161 and encodes 386 amino acids. Gene Ontology annotation, molecular function: ATP binding; protein serine/threonine kinase activity. The record is from RefSeq and is a predicted model, not a curated record.